Messenger RNA from Anisakis simplex (herring worm), 285 nucleotides. The record is from the annotation of a GenBank genome assembly. Lineage: Eukaryota; Metazoa; Nematoda; Chromadorea; Rhabditida; Anisakidae.
GGAGUUAAAGCAGAUUCAUCACUGGAUUCGUUUGGUGUGGCACCUGAUAUUCAGGAUAUUUUGACGGCUCAAGCACAACUCGAUCAGCUCGAGGUCAAAGAGAGUGUUGAAGCACAGCUGCAAAGGAUUUCAGUGCCGCUAAGUUUGGUCUUCUUCACGAUGUUCGCUUAUCUGGUGGCUGGCUCAAUAAUAUUUUGUGUUUGGGAAGGAUGGACUUUCUUGGAUAGCUUUUAUUUUUGUUACAUUUCACUCACCACUAUCGGUUUGUCAUUUCUCUUCUCUUAA